Molecule: messenger RNA, 399 nt
Organism: Phytophthora nicotianae INRA-310
Lineage: Eukaryota; Oomycota; Peronosporomycetes; Peronosporales; Peronosporaceae
Exons: 1
Coding region: 1-399 (132 amino acids)
Source: RefSeq, a predicted model, not a curated record
AUGCGGAUCGCAUUCGUCUUGCUCUUCGUUUCUGCUAUCGUUUUGGUCGACAGUGCUGAUGCGCUAUUUCCGACUGCGGUUCGUAGCGAGCGUGUCCUUCAAGGAGCCCAAAGCGGUGGAAUGCGAUCUCUCCGUGUGCAUAACGAAGAGAGAGGUCUCCCUUUCUUUGGUGGCAAGUCCAGCAACACCAAAGUGUCAACGACAUGGCUUCGCGAUACGACGGUGUAUGACGAUAUUCUAACAAACGCUGGAUUCACCACAGCAUUCGGAAUAUGGAAGCAAAACAAAUAUUCGGAGGGUAAAAUCACGCGUGCCAUGAAUAAGCUUGGCAGGACUCAAGAUGAGAUCGAUCGCGUCCUGGCUGGCUACCGCAAGUUCAAAAAUGUGAAAGUGAGAUAG